UUAACAGCCAAUAAAGUUCAAAUACAUUUGGGGGUAUUUCCCGAUUGUAAAUACUUUCAUGUAAACAUUGUUCAUUGAUUUUAAACUCUAGACGGCGAUUGGUCGGUAGAAAACUACUUGUAAAGGCGCCACACAUCGAACUCUUAAAUCACUUCAAAGUGUUGUCGCAUGAGACUGAAGUUAUUUCAUCCCAUGUUAUUCAAUGGCGUGUAUAUCCCUCCCACGAUUGAUAUGCCUGUGUCUGCUCCUGUUGCUUUGCGUUCUCGGUGAUGCCAACGUUUUCUACUGGCAGCCAGACGACAAAGGAUUGCUGGAUCUUUCAAAUGGAAAAUUUACCUCAGAAUAUAUUGACAACGCUACCUUCACUCCACAAAACACCAACACUUCCGCGGUGCUAGAACUUAAUCUGGCAAAUAACACAAUUAAACGCGUAGAUCCGAGCAGUUUUGUGCACCUCUUCAAUCUUCGAGUUUUGAGACUCGCAAGGAACGCGAUCUCGGAAUUGAGUAACGAGACAUUCGUUGCUCUCCGGAAGUUGGAAACGUUAGACGUCUCGCACAACCGGCUCAAGGAGCUGCUCGCCGGUCUGUUGAGCUUGCUGACGUUAAAAGAGGUGCACUUCAACAACAACAACAUCAGUUACGUGGAGCCGGGUAUCGUCGGUCAGAUCAACCAGGAGCUGAUCGCUUUUCAUUUGGAGCACAACGCGUUGACAUAUUUGGACCCAUGGAUGUACGAAACCUACUCGUCCAACAACCGCGAUGUUGAUCGAAAAUUCUACCUUGAGCAUAACCGUAUACGAACUUUGACCAACUUCAUGAACUGGACAUACAACCUCAAAUAUCCGUUUGAGGUAAUGGUCGAGCUUCAAUACAACGAAAUUCAGACGAUACAUUCUGAAACUGUCCUACAGUACAGGCCCAACACGACAACCUCGGAUUUUUCAAUAUAUGCAACGUUCUUGACGUUCUAUAUGAAUGUUUCCAACAACCCCUUCCACUGUGACUGCAAGUCAUUCGACAUGGCCAACAUUUUGCGCGGUACCUUUCUGCGGUACAAGGACGUGGAGAAGUACCGGUAUCGCUGCAGCUCUCCAUCGGAAUAUGGCGGCUGGGACUGGCUGCACGAUCUGCCUCUCGAUCGCCUAGUGUGCAGAAAAAACGGUAGCGACGGAUGUCCGACGGGAUGCUUGUGCGAGGACAGGCCGCACAACGAUACUUACUUUGUUAACUGUACCGGAGCGGGUCUCAUAGAGCUACCACAAAUCCCGACAAACAACGCGUCCAAAAUAGAACUGUUUCUUGAUGACAAUUUCAUCCAAACAUUGUCCAAUGUCUCCUACCUUGAACGUGUGUAUAAUAUUUCUCUAAGGAACAACCGUAUUAGUAUUCUGGAACCGGAAAUCUUAAAACAACUCGUCACAGCCAAAAAGGUUGACCUGAGAAACAACAAACUGAAAAGUGUCCCCAGAGAAAUAAAGAAAUUUGAGUCCGUUUCCAUAUCCGGAAAUCCUCUCGAGUGUGACUGCGACUCGAUGUGGCUUAAACAAUGGAUGGAAAUUGAUACGGCCAACGCCGACCCGUCGCUCAGCUGCGAGGCGCCCACUGGCUCACAGGUCGUCGUCAUGGAGAUGACCUUGAAAGCCCUAGGAUGCACUAACGACCUAAUAAUCAUGGUCGCAAGCAUUCUGGCGGUGGUGUUGGCGGUGUUAGUUAUCGGAAUCGUAUUUGCCGUGCGCUGUCCGUACGAGACGAAGGUUUUACUCUUUCGAUUACUAAGAGUCGACAUUUCCAAGAGAUAUGCAGUUGACAAAGCGAGAGAAAGAAACAUCGACGUUUAUCUAGUGUUCGACGAGACCGAUGCAGAUAUUACGGGCUAUAUUCAUCUCUUUAUACACAAACUCAAUAAGAAGAAGCCUAUCUACUCCGUGUUUAACCCAAAACGGUACAUGGAGCCCGGUUCUUGUACUGAUAACAUAAGUAAAAUGAUGGGCAAGUCAAAGAGAGUGGUGGUCCUUCUGUCGAAGUCAAUCUUUGACAAUUCCAUCUGUAUGGAAGAAAUCGAUGAUGGUGAACGCCGUAUUAUUGAAGCGGAAACUAUAAAUAAUGGCAAUAAAACUCGUGAUCAUAAUGAAGCAUUACAAGAGAUACCGGUGAAUGAAAACGAAUUCGACAUGGAAAACAUACAAGAAACCAAUGAUCGCCUUAGGAAUCAUCGUAAUGAAGAGGAAAGUCUAAAACAUGCACCAAAGGUUAUUUAUAUAAUCUACAAUAAAGACGAAAUCUUGGCUGAAAAGCUCAAGGAAGAGCCAUGGAAGACGCGACUGGAAGGCAAAACUGUGCUUCGCCCUGACCCUGAAGACCGGUUGUUCUGGUCCAAGCUUCGAUACGAGUUGCCGAGGAAGGGACAAGGAGAGUACAGACCACCGUUUGCUUCUGAAAACGUUACAGGGAACACACAGCCGCUCGCCUUGCGCGCAAGACCGCAGGUUAUUGCGCCAAUCAAUCGCACAAGCCCCACUCCCAACAUUUAUAACCUUCUUGCAAAACGAAUGGGUGCAACCGUUGCUGGUCCUUCUACACGAAUACACACCACGAGGGCGAGUGCUAUUAUUCCUACUAAUAUACGCGAUGUCAGAGCUCCCGCAUCGCGAUUGUGUGACAGUACAUUGUCAACCGGAAAUAUUACAAUUCUAGAUGCCGGGCCUAGCGAAACGUCGCCCUUCCGGCAUUUAAAUCAAACAAACUGUGCGAGCUCAACAGGCUCACCCGAUAUAAGCGGCCGGGACUCAUUACUGUUAGAUCGGGCCACUAAAAUAGAAUUUAGCCGACAUUUUCGAAAACAGCCUUUACUUCAAAAUUUAAAAUUUUGAAUUCAAAAGUAGAACAUUCUUUUGCAUAAGUAAGCCCGUCUGCUUUUUUUAUUGUGCAUGAAGUUUAAAGCCAUAUAUCGUAACGCGAGCGCCGACGGCGUUGAAAGUAUAUUGGCAAGAUAUUGGACAGUUUCUGCUUAAUUUAAUGUAAAAAAACAGUGGACGUAAUGAAAAUCUAAAAGGCUUUUGAAAAAGUAAAGUUUUAUUCGAAUAAGUACAAAGAAAUAAAACAAGAAGUGGUGAAAUAUUGCAAACCAUCCUAUAUCAAUCGGAAAAUCAGAAAAAAAAUGUACUAAAGGGUGCUUGGUAUUUUGCGAGCAAGUAAAUGGUGUUCAACUUAUUUCUGAUUGGCUAGACGUUUAUUUAUGCUCUUGUUUAAUAAACGUUAUCAUUAACGAGCCUGAACGGCUUUUUAUUCGGAAGCUAAGGUCAAAGUUAUUUCUUUGUUUUUCUUGUUUUUGUUUGUUACUAUUCAUUAUACUCUUACGAUCGCUUCACUUUCAUCUAAGCAGAAAUGAACAAUAUGUUGUUGUGUUGUUGGUGUUAUUAUAUUUACCGACUUUGUUACAUACGCAAAAUAUUACAAGCAUGAUGUAAUUUGGAGUACACGUUCUGACGUUUUUAAUCCUUAUUCAAAUAAUUUCAAAUAAUAUGCAACAUAAUUUGCAGAUCAAUAACAGAAUUUUGUAGAUUGACCCCAUCUCUUGUGACCCACAAAUCGGAAGGUAAAUGUUUGCCGUCACGAAGUUUAACGAUAUUACAGAACGAAAAAAAGAAACAAGACAAUUAUUGAUCCGUUAAAACUAUUUGACGUAACGUAAAAAACGUACCUCUUGAAUACAUUUAAAAAGAAUGUUAUCUCAAAAUCAAAUACGACGAGAUUCAGUUUGCUGAAAACACUUAACUGAGUACGCACAUAUUAAGAAAAAAUGUAGGAACAUUUAUUGGAAUGAUGGCAUGUAUGAAAGAAGUUGUGGAACUACGAUAAUUUACCCAAAAUAUCGUUUCCAUCCACGAUUCUAAGAGAGUUGUUAACAGAUUUUGAC
Messenger RNA from Dreissena polymorpha, 3918 nucleotides. Its product is annotated as protein toll-like. The transcript has 2 exons. Gene Ontology annotation, molecular function: protein binding. Gene Ontology annotation, cellular component: extracellular matrix. Gene Ontology annotation, biological process: signal transduction. The record is from RefSeq and is a predicted model, not a curated record. Lineage: Eukaryota; Metazoa; Mollusca; Bivalvia; Myida; Dreissenidae. Bases 203 to 2872 code for a protein of 889 amino acids.